CCCUCCUCUCUCUCUCUCUCUCUCUCUCUCUCUCUUCUUAUUAAACACACAGGGUCUGCACUCUGCAGCGGCGGGAGGAACAUCGUCUGCGCGCGCUCGUGCCAAAUAUGUGCGCUUGAGUGUGUGCAGGGCACGCACACAUGUGCCUCUCCCGGUAAUGUGAGAAAUCAAGAGGGACACAUCUCCUUGUGGUGGGAUUUCAAUUUGACGCACUGAACGUAACUCUCCCUGCAUGUGUGUCCGCUCGCUAGGCUACAGCUCCGGCGUCGGGCAAACCCUCUCACUGCUGCACUUCAGCCACUGUGGAAUAACUCGUCUGCAGCCGGUCGCCCCGUAUGGCUGCUAAAGAAGCGGACAUGCCCCAGUUCCACGGGAGACUGACGCCUUCACUGUCUUCCUCACCUCCGCUAAUGGUCCUCUCAGGGACAUUGCAGAUACAUUUUCCUGAAUACCACUGCGAGUACUCAUAAAUGACCCAAAGAUCGUUUUCAAUCCUAAUCGUGAUUCAGUUGGCACUUACGAGACACGCAGGAGUUAUGGUCAGUAAGGAAGCAGGCCACUGCACUCUGUCAAGUUUAGAGUCUGACUCAGAGUCUGGUGGUCCUUUGCUGGAGGGGAGCGGAGCAGACGCGGUACGCAAGCGAAACAAAGCCCUGCAGGUGCGUUUUAAAGACAUCUGUGAGGCGCAGAAUGAGGCUGCCCACCGAGGUGCCAGAGACCGCUCCGUUUCCUGCAAGGUCAUCCACCGGAGGUACAUGACCAUGCCGGCUCGCCGCUCCAUCCCAAACGUCACCAAGAGCACGGGCGUGCAAACCUCGCCCGAUUUGAAAAAGCGCUACAAGACUUUCCCCUUUGACCGAAAGAAGGGAAACGUCAUCAAACACACAGCUCUAGUGGAGAAUUACCCAGAUCAAAGCAAUUGUUUUUUGAGUGAUGUAAAGGGUGGGGAACUGGGGACAAGGUGCGAAGGUCGGGUGCAGCAGACCCGGGUGUUGCUCCACACUACACCGCAGUGCAGUGACGCUAAGGACUUGUGUGCUGGGCCGGACUGUUUAGAUGGGAAUCUCUGCACUGAUCUGUCAGACACAGUUUUGGAUCAGUCGGACUCACGGAGGGACACCAAUGUCCUGGGGAGUGGGGCCAAGCACAAAGGAUUACCCAGUGAAAGCGAGGCAGGGGCAGGCCAGCAGCCCAAUUGUGCCUCCUUGACCACGCCGACUCAACCUCUGCAGGUCAGGGGUGACUGUUCAAAGAUUUCUGGCCCUAUUGCAUGGACAUCUUUGACACAAGUGGAAUGCCCGGAGAGCCCCUCAGGGAGCUGCAAACGAAAAAAAGACACGGCACAGCUGAAUGGAUUGCAGACGCAGUCUCAGGCUUUGCCUCAUUCGGCGAGUUGCGCUUCCCAGGCCCACUGUCACAGUAGUCAAAACGCGGGCACCGCAGAGACCCGGCAGGGCAUGCAGGGGCAGCUGAUUGCUCUCCCUGGGGCCGAUGGGAAUGUGAAAGACAGGCUCCAAGCUAUGGAGGCUCUGAUCAACUCCAGUCAAGAAACCAUCAAAGUGCUGCUGGGGGUAAUUCAGGAGCUGGAAAGAGGAGAAGCACAGCGAGAGGGACUGUCUUAUCGAACUGGGCAGGAUACAGCCAACUGUGACACAUGUCGUAACAGUGCCUGCAUCAUAUACAGUGUGGAACUAGAUUUUAAACUUCAAGAGGACAAACUUCAGCCCUUAAUGAAGAGACUGUGUCCAUUAGAAGAGCCGUCCUACCCCUCUCUGCCUUACACACACGAGGUGUUCACCUCUACACCCAAACGCAAGUCCAAGACUGAGACCAAGAAGCAUGCACGAUGGAAACUCUGGUUCCUCUAAUAUAUGGAUCCAGGAUCCCUAAAACCAUCACAAAUGAGCAAAUUCUAGUGGAAUUGGAUAAACAUGGAGAAAUGCUCACUGCUAGCCACCGUUUGGAACAUGCAUCACGGGAUCCACUGAACGACUGGAUUGUAGUAAGGAAUAACAGUUGUUUUCUAAUCAUGACCCUCUGAUGAACCCUCUGUGUUUGGGAACUGCUGAAUUCACCUGAUCUCACAUUUUUCAAUGGGAUUACACAAUGAUCCUUAGGUUUAGUCAAGUUAGCAAGGUAAGAGAACAGGGAUGAUUGUUGGUGUGCUGUGCAGUGUGUGUGUAUGUUUUCCAGUGUCUAACUGAGAUCUCUCUCUUCUUUCUACAUUUAUCCCAUUUUACUUUAGGGACCCUGCAGAGGCAACAAGAAACUUCAAAGCUAAAACACUAGUUUGCCACAAAACUACUUUGGAGCCGUAGAUCAAAGACAUUUAAUCAGCAAAGCACAAACUUUUGAGGAUUAUAAAGUAGCUUUGAUAGCUGAGAUAUACCUCUGUCUGUUUCCCUGUUUUUCCCUCUUUUUCAUUCUUUCUUUCUUUCUUUCUUUCUCAAAGUCUCUCACCUCUUCAGUUUUUUAAUGAAAUUUGAUUACCAUUUUAUGACAGAAUAAAUGAUACGAAUGAAAUGAAAUUAGUGAGUAAAUGCAGAAUCAGCUGACUGCAUGCACUAAUAAUCAAUAACUUUGUAGAGAUAUUUUUCUGGAAGAUGUUGAGAAUGCACAAUUAGGUAAGGUAAGAGGUAAGGUUGUAAAAGGGGUUUACACACUGGUGUUCUCAAAAAAAAGUAGAUUAUAAUAAUAAUUCAUGAAAAUACGGUGACUUUCUGUUUCAAAUAAUGGGCCAUCAACAUUUCUGGAAUAAGAACAACUUUUUCAGUGUGCAGAUGUUCUGGUCUGAAACUAUUUUCUUGGGAAUGUGAUGCUGUAUUUACAACAUACUGUAAACCUAGGUCAAUUUUUCAGUAAAUAUAUUUUUCAGACUCAUAAAGAUGCUUGAGAAUUGGCUGGAGAUUACAGGCAAUAUGUUCCAUGGUGGAAAACAAAUAUGAGAACACACCUCAAAUCUGUUUAGAUGAUCAUUGUUUUGUGUUAUAGGUUGGACAGUGCACAAAUACAGAACACAAAACAAUAGUAAUAGGCUCUAUCCUACAGAACACACCACUCUGUUCAAGCUGACGUGUAAUUUGCUCAAUUAAAUUUGAAUAUGAUGGCAGUCAAUCACCAAAAUCUUGUGCUUGUUUACCCACCUAAAACAAAGUAAUGAAAGGAACACAACACACAAAUUGGGGAGUAUAAUAAUGCAGGUAACAUAGAGGGCUAUGUAUAUACAAACUGUGCUCAUCAUUUUAUUAGCUUCAAAGAGUCUUUGUGUUAGAUAUUCUCAAGUCUAAUGUCUUCACUACAGUGCCAAACACUGUAUUUAGCUGGUAGCCCAAGAACCUUCAUACUUGGAGGGUGUUUUUGAUAACUGUAGGAUAUAUAUUUAAAAGUAAUAUUAUGUAAAAAAAUAUAUAAAAAAAAAAUCUUGGUCACAGUAUCUUGUUGUUGAAUUGGAGCACAGUACUUGUAAAUUCUUGUAGCAUAACCCAAAUGCAUCAUAAUACAUUGAGAAAGUGCAAUUGAUUUAUAUUGUGCAAUAUUACAUUUUAUACAAUUUCUACCCACAGUGCAUUUACAAUAAAGAAACCAAUGCAAAAUAUCCUGUUCCCGUGUACAUUUUUUAGUGUCGGACCCAAGGAGUGUGGGUUGCUUUGGGAUUUUUGCAAAGUGCAUUAUAGUGGUGAUACUCAAUUCAUGAAGAUGAUGGAAUAGUGCUUUGAACAGGACUCAGCUGGAGGAUUAGAUGGUUGCAACACUUUUCUCUAAAAUUGAUUGGCUUCAGCUUUGGUGCACACUCCACAGACGUGCUCUGUGAUUGGACGGCCUCCAGUAGAACACCUGCUGCCAAGAUACUGUCAGUCACUUUGAAUCAAGGGAUGAAAUAUUCCUCUGAACUCUUUCUGAAAACAUAACUAAUCUAAACAUGGCGAAUGUAAUUCUGCUGACCCAUCUUAGGGAUAUGACUACAAACGAAUCUCUCCAGACGUUCCCUGACCUUAUUCUCUGAUCAAACAGCCUUAUUUUAAUAUUGAUAACAGUUGCUACUUAAGAUGAUGUGCACAUGAAAGUGGUGAACAAAAUGACACUGACAACUGAUUGCAUUUCUGUACCCCUGCAAUCUUUCCAAACAGACUGA
Molecule: messenger RNA, 4132 nt
Organism: Carassius gibelio (silver crucian carp)
Lineage: Eukaryota; Metazoa; Chordata; Actinopteri; Cypriniformes; Cyprinidae
Product: inhibitory synaptic factor 2A
Exons: 5
Coding region: 471-1868 (465 amino acids)
Biological process (GO): inhibitory postsynaptic potential
Cellular component (GO): postsynaptic density
Source: RefSeq, a predicted model, not a curated record